Molecule: messenger RNA, 2388 nt
Organism: Zasmidium cellare ATCC 36951
Lineage: Eukaryota; Fungi; Ascomycota; Dothideomycetes; Mycosphaerellales; Mycosphaerellaceae
Exons: 2
Coding region: 1-2388 (795 amino acids)
Cellular component (GO): nucleus
Molecular function (GO): ATP binding; DNA binding; ATP hydrolysis activity
Source: RefSeq, a predicted model, not a curated record
AUGCUGGACACGUCGCUGAAACGCAAGGCUGAUAUGGACUUCGGCAAUAGUAUUCUGUCUUCUAAACGCCCCGCCAAAGCCCAGAAACAGUACUAUGGCAUCGACAUCCACCAGCUCCUAGAGGAAGCCGAAGCAGAGGCCGCGAUACGAAAAUCUGUCCCCGAAGCACCUGUGGUCACGAAAGCAACAAAUAAGAAGUCGUCGCUGUUAUGGACAGAGAAAUACCGGGCGAAGCGUUUCACAGACUUGAUUGGAGAUGAGCGGACACAUCGCAAUGUCAUGCACUGGCUGAAGAGAUGGGACCCGAUCGUCUACCCUGGCUCAUAUCGCGCACCCAAGAAGACCAAGGGAGAGAGUGUGUUCGAAGAGAAGCCGCACAGGAAAGUCCUGAUGCUCACUGGGCCGCCGGGAUUGGGCAAGACGACACUCGCACAUGUCUGUGCCAAACAAGCGGGGUACGAAGUGCAAGAGAUUAAUGCGAGCGAUGAGAGGAGCAGUGCAGUCGUCAAGGGACGGAUUCGGGAUAUGGUUGGUACUGAGAAUGUCAAGGGCGUUGACAAUAAGAGCGCGAAUGGGGCCAAGAAAGCUGCGAAACCUGUUUGCGUCAUUGUCGAUGAGGUCGAUGGUGUGGUGACUGGGAGUGGAGGCGAGAGAGGCUUCAUGAAGGCUCUGGUUGAUCUGAUCAUGCUGGACCAGAAGAACUCGAAUGUUCUAGGCACCAUGCAGCAGGCCCCCGUGAAGAAGAAGAAAGGAGAUCGAUUCCGACUACUCCGCCCAAUCAUCCUCGUCUGCAAUGACAUCUACCACCCGUCUCUGCGGCCUCUCAGGCAGAGCCUCAUGGCUGAGGUCAUCCACGUCCGCAAACCACCCGUCCAGAGUCUGGUAACGAGGAUGCACGGCAUCUUUGAGAAGGAGGGCAUCCCAUGCGACGGCGACGGCGUGCGAAGGCUAUGCGAGGCGACAUGGGGAGUGAGCAACCGCAAGGAGGAUCGCAAUGGCAGUGGAGCCGGUGAAGGCGACAUGCGUGGUAUUCUGGUCGUAGGAGAAUGGGUUGCUGGCAAACUGCGAGCGACUGGUGGUGACGAUCUCAGAUUGACUCGCAAAUGGGUCGAAGACAAUGUCCUCAGUGACCUUCAGCAUGGUGGCGGCGCUGCACGAGGUCUUGGUCGAGGUGGGCCCAAAGACAUUGUGGAGCGGGUGUUCAAAGAAGGCGCUGGGUUUCCUCAGAGUUCCGCGAAGACACCGCUUCAGACGUCGCUAGACGGCAUCACCAGUGUGAAGGGAGUGGCAGAAGGCCAGAGACGGAUAGCGACACAACGGCUGCGGGAAAUCAUCGACACGCAAGGCGACACGGACCGAAUCAUGACCGACUGCUUUGCCGCAUAUCCAGAACAUCCAUUUCAGGACGACACGAUGCUUUCGAAGCCAGACGCAGCAUACGAAUGGCUGAACUUUCACGACCAGCUAUCCGGUGCCGUCUUCAGCAGCAACGAGUGGGAACUGGCGCCAUACUUGUCUACUCCAAUCCUUGGAUUUCACCACCUCUUCGCUUCUUCCGCUAGAGCACAGUAUGUUGCAGGCACCGAAAAUGACGACGAUCGCCCAGCAGUGCAUCCUCUCGCAGGACCCAACGCCUCCUGGGCCGCCCACGAGGCCGAGAAGCAGAACAGCGCCCACGUCCAGGCCCUACAAUCCGCCCUCUCCCUACCACUAACACGCUCCUUCAGCUCCACCGCAGACAUCACCACCGACCUGCAACCCUUCCUCUUCCGCAUGCUCACCCCCAACAUCAACCCCAUCGUCGUCGGCGGCAGCGGCAAAGAAAAAGGCACAGCCUCCGUGCGCAAAUCCUCCGAACAAACCCUUGUCAAACGCGCCGUCAACGCCAUGGGCGCCAGCGGCGUCCGCUUCGACCGCGUCAAAGUCACCGACGACACCACCACCACCGCCACCAGCUUCGGCCCCCAACAGUGGAUCUACCGCAUGGAACCACCCCUCGACACCCUUUGCACCUUCGAAACCGCCGGCACCUCCUCCUCCAACAAGACGCGCUACGCCGUCCGCCAGGUCCUCGAGCAGGAGUGGAGGAAAGAAGAAACUCGCAUGAACGAAGAGGCGCGAAUGGCCCGGUUCGGGGGCGUGUUUCCCACGGCUGCUAAUAAGAAGCUUGAUGAUGGCAAGGGUGGAGGAGAGGGCAUCGCGCCGAAGAAGAGGAUUGUGAGGGAUUUCUUUGGACGGCCGGUUGCGGUGCCUGUUAAUAGUGAGAGUGUGAAGAAGGCGGCGGCGAUGAAGGCUUCUGUCCCGACGGUGUGGGUGAGUUAUCAUGAGGGGUAUUCGAAUGCGGUGAGGAAGCCGCUUACGUUGAGGGAGUUGAUGAAGGGGCUUUAG